AUGUUCGACCUGCUAGGCUUUGGUUUUCCACGAUGGCUCUGGAUUGGACGCGUCAAUUCAACAAUCGAGCCACAUGAACAUAAUGAUGACCACCAUAAUGCGGUGAACGCUGAGGAAGUGGAGCGGCUGGUCAAGGAGCGUUUUUUUCACGGCCGUAUCGGCCCAGUGAGAAUCCACCCCACCGUUUUUCGAGUGUCGGAAAACAUUGUCAUCAAGCGUGUCCAGCGCACCUUGGAGUCGUCCUACGAGGUCUGGACGAUGCAGUAUGUUUCGUCACACACCACAAUCCUGAUACCGCGCGUGCACAAUUGGUCGUAUUCAAGCGAUGAGUGCCUCAACAUCGUGAUGGACUACAUCGAUGGUGAAGACCUGCGCACUCUGUGGCCCAAACUCAGUCUGUGGCGGAAGAUCUGGAUCAUAUGGACAAUUCGUGACUAUAUCAAGCAGUUACGAGCGCUCCGUCUGCCUGGCGCGGAUGUUGUUGGGCCCGUCGACGGAACCGGUAAACCGAUUCGUUGCUAUGGAGAACAAUUCGCGUAUUCCAACCCCCCUGGUCCGUUUGACUCUUACGACAAAUUCGUGGAAUUCUUCGAUCAUGCCCGUGCCGUCACCAUUCAUCGAAACCAGAACUGGAAGCCAUGUGGUCCACCCAAGGACGAACGUCUUUUCCCUCAUUUCGACCGAUCCGGAUCACUCGUCUUCACUCACGGCGAUGUCGGUAUGCAAAAUAUAAGGAUAGAUAAGGAGGGGAAAGUAUGGCUACUCGACUGGGGAAUGUCGGGUAUGUAUCCCCCGUGGUGGGAAUACACAUCGUUCAGGAAGUACGAUAAUCGAGCACAAUUCUUUCCGUGGCUGUGGGCGAGAGGUGUACCAUUCAUGGCUGGAUGGUAUCCUGCAGCGGAGAGAUAUAUCAACUCAAUCAGGGAUGGGAUGGACAAUCCUUACUGGAUAAUAGAAUAG
This is a messenger RNA of Dacryopinax primogenitus, 960 nucleotides long. RefSeq lists its product as uncharacterized. NCBI's taxonomy places the organism in Eukaryota, Fungi, Basidiomycota, Dacrymycetes, Dacrymycetales, Dacrymycetaceae. The transcript is spliced from 2 exons. Bases 1 to 960 code for a protein of 319 amino acids. The record is from RefSeq and is a predicted model, not a curated record.